Molecule: messenger RNA, 1261 nt
Organism: Calypte anna (Anna's hummingbird)
Lineage: Eukaryota; Metazoa; Chordata; Aves; Apodiformes; Trochilidae
Gene: NPS
Product: neuropeptide S
Exons: 7
Coding region: 843-1142 (99 amino acids)
Biological process (GO): positive regulation of synaptic transmission, GABAergic; positive regulation of synaptic transmission, glutamatergic; positive regulation of action potential
Cellular component (GO): extracellular region
Source: RefSeq, a predicted model, not a curated record
AUCCCACUGAUUCCUUCAGCAUUCCCCUGGGCUCCUUUUGAAGCCUGGCAGAGGAGCAAAGGUCCCAGGCAGGAAGGUUCAGAGCAGAACUGGAUCUUCACUGCUCUGAGCUGGAGAAGGAGCCUCUGAGAUUGAAGAGAGAUGCUCAGAAGCUCAGCCCCUGACCUAAGUUAUGAGUAGGAAGUAUUAAGCCUGGAUUUUAACCUAGGAGCUGACUACACCCACAGGAGGAAUUAAAGCCCAGAAGAACUCCAACUUCUUGGUUAAGCACAAGUCCCACCUUGCUCAUUGCCAUGAGGAAGAUGCUCCUGUAUCCCACCAUCCAUCGAUGGGGACUGCCUGGUGGUGCCACUGCUCCUUCUUGUCCUUUGUCUGACCAGUGUAGCAGUGGAUUUAAUCCUUGUGUCCUGAGGACUGAGCUGCUCUUGCUGUAACCCACCUUUCCUCUUUCAGGCAGGCUUUGCAAGCUCUUGACAUGAAAAGUGGUAAAAAAAAAAUAAAUCUUGAAACGUAUUUUUGAAAUCUUCAGACCUUUGCCCAUGUUUGCCAUGAUGAUCCAGACUGAACACUGAACCCACUGGAGAGGGACAUUUUCAGGGAACACUUUAAAUGGAAUCAAGUGUUGGUUUCACAGUGGCAGCUGACCGUGGGCUCGUGCCAUUUUCCCAUUUCAAAAGAAGAAAAGGCCAAACAAGGCCCAAUUAGUCAUGAUAAAAUCAGCUUUGGUGACAUUUUUCCUCCUGAACUCUGGUAUAAAAUGGUCAUCUAAGAAAGAACUGAAAGGAUGUGUGGAAUUUGGUAGUUUAACUGCAUGUACAUACACAGACACUCGGGAGUAAAAAAUGAUCAGUCUAUGCAGGUUAAGCUUUGGAUUAAUCCUCUGGAUCUCAGUGAUAUUCGUGUGCUCGGGUUAUCCAGUUGCCCCUUCCAUGAGCAGCAAUCCUUUUUACUUGAAUUGCCAGCUGUAUGGAAAAUCUGAUUCCUGCCUCCUCCUGCUGAACAACUGCUUGGCCAGGGUGGGCAGGAAUGAAGACCUGGCUUUUUUAAAGCCUUUCCUGGAGGUGCCUCCCAACAAAAGGUCCUUCCGCAACGGCGUUGGAUCGGGAAUUAAAAAAACUUCCUUUCGAAGGGCAAAGUCAUAACCAAAUGCUCAAAACCACGCUCCACGUUUUAGCAGCUCUUGCUUAACUCUGCUUAAAACCCUUUAAAUGUUUUUUUUUUGUUUGCUUUUUUUUUUUUUUUUAAUGGAAAACCCAAGAGA